AUGUCCAAUGAAGAUUUUGAUGUCAAUUUGCUUGACCCUACAAAUCAUGAAGUUAGAGCAUCGAAUUCAUCGGACAACUUAAAGCCUUCUGGGGUCACUGAAAAUGUCAGUAGGUCGAAACAUCAAGAAGGUGGCCUAAGUGAUUCUGUCCGAGAACAGUUGUUGUUACAACUGGAUGUUACGCGGGCUCGUCUUGUCAAGAACUAUGGUUUUCUUCCUAUGAGCCUUUACUGUCGUAUGCGCAUCGGGGAUGCGAGAUUUGAAACUAAAACCGCAUCGGGGUCUGGGAAACAUCCUAUUUGGAAUGAAACAUUCUGGUGUUGGUUAAAAUGUUAUGUUUGCAGACUCACCAGUAGCACACGCUGUGAUAAUUUUCCCUCGAUCAUUAUUCGAUGGUAUCCGAUGAAUCAGUGGUAUGAACUAAGUGGGAAACAAGGAGAGAAUCUAGAGGGUUCUAUUAACCUAAUUUUCCAAUGUCGAAAAGUUCCAAUGAAUGCUCCAGUUCUACAAUCCACUCCAUUGUACUGUCAACCUGGAUUUGGCCAUGUAGGUGAUAUGAGAGUGUUGCCUAAACCAAUAUCAUCUGAAGAUAUUCAAGCAGUACGAGAAAUUUUCCCUUCGGUAGAAGAUGAUACAAUUCGAUCUCUUUUGGUAACCCAUCAUGGCAACCGAGAAUUGGUUAUCAGUGAAUUACUCGUAUGA
Molecule: messenger RNA, 702 nt
Organism: Trichobilharzia regenti
Lineage: Eukaryota; Metazoa; Platyhelminthes; Trematoda; Strigeidida; Schistosomatidae
Source: the annotation of a GenBank genome assembly